GUUUUGUUUGUGUGAUCUCUCCAAAACUCUCAUCUGAUCUCUCCUCUCUCUUCCAGCUGUUUUCGUGAUCGAUUUACUAAGUUUACAGCUGAAUACAAAUUCACUGUAAAUCUUAAGAACCCUAGAAUACUUUUCUUUUAUUUCUUCUUCUUCUUCAAUUGUGAUCCGUCAGUAGUAGCAAUGCUUGAUCUUUGAAGUUUACUGGAAUUUCAAGAUCGAAUUAGGGUUCUGAUCUACUUGGAAUCACUCUGAUUUAUUUGGGUUAUUCAGCUCGAUCUCCAGCUGAAGCUAUGGCGCAGAGUAAUUGGGAAGCUGACAAGAUGCUUGACGUUUAUAUAUAUGAUUAUUUGGUGAAGAAGAAACUUCAUAAUACUGCAAAGUCGUUUAUGACUGAAGGGAAGGUUUCACCUGAUCCAGUUGCGAUUGAUGCACCUGGAGGGUUUCUUUUUGAGUGGUGGUCAGUGUUCUGGGACAUCUUUAUUGCAAGGACAAAUGAGAAACAUUCAGAGGCUGCUGCAGCUUAUAUUGAGGCACAACAUGGUAAAGCGAAGGAGCAGCAACUGCAAAUUCAGCAACUGCAAUUAAUGCGACAAGCUCAAAUGCAACGUAGGGACCCUAACCACCCUUCUCUUGGGGGUCCAAUGAAUGCUAUUGGUUCUGAAGGGAUGAUUGGGCAGUCAAAUGCUAGUGCUCUGGCUGCAAAAAUGUACGAGGAACGUAUGAAGCAACCAAAUCCAAUGAACUCUGAGACAUCCCAACCCCAUCUUGAUGCAAGAAUGGCCAUUCUUAAAUCAGCAACAAACCAUCAUGGUCAGAUGGUCCAAGGCAACCAUCAAGGAGGUGUUUCGGCAGCGCUGCAGCAAAUUCAGUCACGAACUCAGCAGCCCACUGAAAUCAAAAGUGAAGUCAAUCUGGGUACAUCUCCGAGACAACUGCCAGUGGAUCCUUCUACAGUUUAUGGCCAGGGAAUUCUGCAAUCAAAGCCUGGAAUGGGGGGUGCAGGAUUAAACCCUGGAGUGAGUGGUCUACCUUUAAAAGGAUGGCCAUUAACUGGCAUCGACCAAAUCCGACCAGGUUUAGGAGGCCCUCAGGUUCAGAAAUCUUUUCUACAAAAUCAAAGUCAAUUUCAGCUCUCACCGCAGCAGCAACAACAACAACAGAUCUUGGCUCAGGUUCAAGCGCAAGGAAAUAUGACUAACUCACCAAUCUAUGGUGACAUGGACCCUCGACGAUUUACAGGAUUACCUAGAGGAAACCUGAAUCCGAAAGAUGGCCAACAAAAUGCUAAUGAUGGAUCUAUAGGGUCCCCAAUGCAGUCAAGUUCGUCAAAGCAUAUCAGCAUGCCUCCAGUACAGCAAUCUUCUUCUCAGCAACAAGAUCACUUAUUAUCCCAGCAAUCACAACAGAACAAUCGCAAAAGAAAAGGGCCUUCCUCUUCUGGUCCUGCUAAUAGUACAGGGACAGGAAACACUGUUGGCCCAUCCAACUCACAGCCGUCGACACCUUCUACACAUACCCCUGUUGAAGGAGUUGCUAUAACUGGUAACAUGCACCAUGUGAAUAGCAUGCCAAAAGGACCAAUGAUGUAUGGUUCUGAUGGGAUUGGUGGUCUUGCAUCAUCAGCCAAUCAAUUGCUGCAGGAUGACAUGGGACAGUUUGGAGAUGUGGGAGCCCUAGAAGACAAUGUAGAAUCGUUUUUGUCCCAAGAUGAUGGAGAUGGAGGAAGCAUGUUUGGCACCCUAAAGCGGAACCCUUCUGAGCAUACCGAAACCUCUAAAGUGUCAGGUUUCAGUUUCAAUGAGGUUAGUUCUAUAAGAAAAAGUGCCAGUAAGGUCAUCUGCUGUAACUUCUCAUCUGAUGGAAAAUUGUUGGCUAGCGCUGGACAUGAUAAAAAGGUAUUUAUUUGGAACAUGGAAACACUACAUGUUGAGAGCACUCCGGAAGAACAUGGUCAUAUUAUCACAGAUGUUCGGUUCAGACCUAAUUCAACUCAACUGGCAACGUCAUCAUUUGACAAAACUAUCAAGAUCUGGGAUGCUUCUGAUCCUGGUUACUUCCUACGAACAAUUAGUGGUCAUGCUGCACCUGUUAUGUCUAUUGAUUUUCAUCCUAAGAAAACGGAGCUUUUAUGCUCUUGUGAUGGCAACAAUGAUAUCCGUUUUUGGGACAUCAACGCUUCUUGCCUUGGUGCUGUAAAGGGGGCUAGCACGCAAGUACGGUUCCAGCCAAGAACAGGACAAUAUUUGGCCGCAGCAUCAGAGAAUAUUGUGUCAAUUUUUGAUAUUGAAAAUAAUAACAAACGGGUCCACACUUUUAAGGGACAUUCCACAAACGUACAUUCUGUUUGUUGGAGCCCAAACGGUGAUUUGGUAGCAUCUGUUAGUGAAGACGCUGUAAAAUUAUGGUCACUGAGUACAGCAGAUUGCAUCCACGAGCUUAGUAACAGUGGAAACAAGUUCCACUCUUGUGUUUUUCACCCUAGCUAUCCCAAUCUCUUAGUCGUUGGUGGCUACCAGACACUGGAGCUGUGGAACACAAUGGAGAACAAGUGUAUGACGAUAGCGGCUCACGAGUGUGUGAUAUCUGCCUUGGCUCAGUCGCAUUCGACGGGAAUGAUGGCGUCUGCAAGUCAUGACAAAUCCGUAAAGAUUUGGAAGUAGAAAUAUCUCUAUGCUCUUCAAAAAGAAAAUACCAGAGAGCUCAGGACUUUUUUUGAGUAUAAUUCUUUGUUUAAUGUUUUACAAUUUUACAUCAAUAAGUUGGGUUUUUUUUUUUUAAUAUUUAUAAUGGGUUUGUUAAUGUCAAAAGCAAAGGGACUUGUGAUAAUUCGAAAUCUUUGUUUAAAUGAUCCUAGUUAUCUGUGGAUUUGUCUUCUUUC
This is a messenger RNA of Capsella rubella, 2878 nucleotides long. RefSeq names its product transcriptional corepressor LEUNIG_HOMOLOG. Bases 291 to 2660 code for a protein of 789 amino acids. The transcript has 19 exons. NCBI's taxonomy places the organism in Eukaryota, Viridiplantae, Streptophyta, Magnoliopsida, Brassicales, Brassicaceae. The record is from RefSeq and is a predicted model, not a curated record. Gene Ontology annotation, molecular function: protein binding; transcription corepressor activity.